Dentiscutata heterogama is the source of this 708-nucleotide messenger RNA. The record is from the annotation of a GenBank genome assembly. NCBI's taxonomy places the organism in Eukaryota, Fungi, Glomeromycota, Glomeromycetes, Diversisporales, Gigasporaceae.
AUGAAAUUCUCACAAUUAUUCUUUGUAACACUUGGCCUCUUGGCCUUUAUUAAUUCUUUUGUAUCAGCAGCUGGCGUCUUUGAUUUAAAGGCGACACCUGGAAGUUCUGGUAUUUUAGAAGUUAAUUGGACAAAAAAUGAUGCUAUCGCUCAACAAAUUAAUGAAACUCAACCUAGUUCAGGUGAUCCACCAGCUGCUGAAUCAACUGGUUCAAGUGAUCCACCAGUUGCUACAUCAACUGGUUCACCAUCACUUAAUGCAGCAGCUACCCCUAAUCCACAAGCUAAUACAACGGCACAAACUAAUACAACGGCUUCUCCAUCUGUUCCACAAGCUAAUACGACAGCUUCCACACCUGUUCCAUCUACUCAACCUUCCACACCUCCUGUUAAAAGAGAAAAUUCUGUUUCAAAAAGCAAAUCAAAAAGCAAAUCAAACGAUAAUUGGAGAAAUGAUAAAUCUAGGAAUAGGAAUAAUAAUAAGUUUGAUCUCUUAGUUGUUAUCACUUGCGAAUCUAUUGGAUUUUAUGACUCUGUGUUCGGAAGAUACAAUGAUGGAAAACUUAGCUAUAAUUUAUACGGACCCGCGAUAAUUCGAGGAGUAAAAAUAUUAAAUCCUACGGUGAUAGUAGGGGCGAUAGUAAAGGCGAUAGUAGAGGCGAUAGUAGAGGCGAUAGUAGGGACGAUUCAAUUAUAUGUACUGUUUUAG